CAAAAUGGCGUCCUCAGCUCCCCGGCUAUUUACACGCUGGUUAACAGCCACAGUCUGCUUUGGAUCCCGUAGCGGUCGUUUUGUGACUGGUUCUGCCGGACAUGCGGGAGUUUGUUGGACAACAGUAUCAGAGGGACACCAGGGAGGGACAGCAGUGCGACUGCGCAGUUUUACGGACGGAAAUGUCGUGACAUUGAGAGGACUGACAGAGGUCAGAUGUCCCCGUGCCAUUACCUGCCGCUCUUUCCACACCUGCAGCAGAUUGGAAAACAAGCAGGACUUCUAUGAGGUUCUGGGUGUUUCCCGCACUGCGACACAGAAGGACAUCAAGAAGGCCUACUACCAGCUGGCAAAGAAGUAUCACCCCGACACUAACCCAGAUGACCCAGAAGCCAAAGAGAAGUUUGCAAAGCUGGCUGAGGCUUAUGAGGUGCUCAGUGAUGAGAUCAAGAGGAAACAGUACGACACAUAUGGAGCAGCAGGUUUUGACCCAAACCGAGCUGGGGCGGGUCAGUAUUACAGAGCCGGGGGGGCCAGUAUCGACCCCGAGGAGCUCUUCAGGAAGAUCUUUGGGGAGUUUACGGGGGGCAUGGGCUUUGGAAACAUCCACAACAUGUUUGAACAAAGACCUCAGUUUGUGAUGGAGCUUACGUUUUCAGAGGCAGCAAAAGGCGCUAAUAAGGAGCUGAGUAUCAACAUUGAGGACGACUGUCCGAGAUGUCAGGGCAGCGGCAGUGAACCGGGAACCAGGGUGUCCCACUGUCACUACUGCAACGGCACAGGAACCGAAUCCAUCAACACUGGGCCGUUCAUGAUGCGCUCCACAUGCCGCCGCUGUGGAGGGAAGGGCUCCAUCAUCAUCACACCGUGUGUCCUGUGCAGAGGUUCAGGACAGGCACAGAGGAGGCAGACGGUCACGGUACCAGUACCUGCAGGAGUGGAGGAUGGUCAGACCGUGCGAACGACUGUAGGAAGAAAAGAGAUCCUCGUUACAUUCAGGGUCCAGAAGAGUCCAGUGUUCAGGCGAAGUGGAGCAGAUAUCCACUCAGAUGUGCUGAUCUCCGUUGCUCAGGCCAUUUUAGGAGGAACAGCCACAGCCCAGGGCCUCUAUCAGACCAUCAGUAUAGUUAUUCCUCCCAGUUGCCAGACUGACCAGGUGAUCCGGCUGCAGGGGAAAGGCAUUCGCAGGAUGAACAGCUACAGCUACGGAGACCACUACAUCCACAUCAAGAUUAGAGUUCCCAAGAAACUGACUCGUAGGCAGCGCUCUCUGCUCAUCAGUUACGCCGAGGAGGAGACGGAUGUACCUGGGACGGUCAAUGGUGUAACUCCAUCAGGAGGGGGCAGCAGCGCUUCAGGCUCCAGUUCAGGGGAGUCUCAAGACAAGCAGCCGCAGAAAGAGGAGGAGGAGGGAUUCUUCUCUAAAUUGAAGAAAAUGUUUAGCUGACACUCAGGCAGCAGGUGAAAAACACAACAUGGCAGACAGAGAAGAACAAUGGAGCGACGGGGCCCCACGCUGACCCUCUGCUGUGGAAACCGGGCCGAGGCAGAGGAGUGGUGUUUGUGUUGACACAGUCACACAUUGUUGAGGGAGCGUUGGCUUGUAGACGUCAGGUUCAACCCACAAAUCUACUGAACUGUCGCACGUAAACAGGUGAAGAGAGGAGGAAGGUGAGCUGAAGAAAUAAGACAGAAACUACAGAGGGUAACUCGUCAUUAAAGAAUAGGAUUUAGUAUAAAGAUCAUUAUAUAUAUAUAUUUUUUACAACUCCUCUACAUCUGCUACUUGAAACUAUAAACAGUUCAGUGCGGUUCUUUUUAUGUUUCAUCCAGCAGCUUUGGGGAAAAAACAUCCAAAUGUGCGAUAUAUUCAUUAGUUAUUUGAUGUCAUGCAAUUUUGUGGUCUAAGUAAAAUGUCUGUUCAGCUGAGCUUCAUGGGGAAAAGAUUAAGGCGACAAUUCUGCCUUUUGUGUCUCAAAAUCCAGAAAUGUCAAUCACUACAUUCACAUGAAUAAGUCCAACUUCAGCUGAGUUUAUACCUUAUGUGUUUAUUUGUCACUCCGGGGUUGUGUUGUAACGUGGACAGACAAAAACUGAGCCUAUGAGAAAUGACGCCGUCCCCGAGUCAUCACAUCCCUGUCACUUGAUCAUUUUAAGGAAAGAAUGCGAUGUCAGUCUUGAAUACAAGCUAUAAAUUUAACAUUAACACUCAAUAACUGGUGUUUCUGUACUUGAUGUUACUUGAGUUUGCGUUUUCAUCAAACUAUCACUGACCAGGAGAGCUGUUCAAGUAAGU
This is a messenger RNA of Sphaeramia orbicularis (orbiculate cardinalfish), 2296 nucleotides long. Its product is annotated as dnaJ homolog subfamily A member 3, mitochondrial-like. The transcript is spliced from 12 exons. Bases 5 to 1447 code for a protein of 480 amino acids. Gene Ontology annotation, cellular component: mitochondrion. Gene Ontology annotation, molecular function: protein kinase binding; ATP binding; heat shock protein binding. Lineage: Eukaryota; Metazoa; Chordata; Actinopteri; Kurtiformes; Apogonidae. The record is from RefSeq and is a predicted model, not a curated record. Gene Ontology annotation, biological process: protein folding; negative regulation of apoptotic process; response to heat.